AUGCUACACCUUGGCAUCAUUCGUCUGUCCAACAACCCAUGGUCAUACCCUCUUCACCUGGUUCCUAAAAAGCCAAAUAAUUACUGGCGACUUUGUGGAGACUACAGAACGCGGAAUGCUGAGGCUAUACCAGACAGCUAUCCUAUCCCACACAUCCACGACUUUUCUUCUUCCUUAUACGGAGGAUCAGUAUUUUCCCGACUCGACUUAGUUCGAGCAUAUCGCCAAAUUCCCAUCGCUGAAGAAGACAAACUGAAUACAGCUAUCUGCAUCCCGUUCGGACUUUUCGAAUUCAAUGUUCUUUCGUUUGGCCUACGAAAUUCUGCACAGGCUUUUCAAAGAUUCAUAGAUGAAGUUCUUCGUGGUCUUCCUUUCGUCUUUGCGUACAUUGACGACAUACUGAGAGCAAGCAGCUCACCCAAGGAACAUCAACAAUACAUCCAAGAGACAUUCAGACGCCUUGAUUACUUUGGUAAGAAAAUCAAUGCUCAUAAAUGCAUUUUCAGUGUGCCCUCAGUCGAACUUUUAGGACAUUUAAUUGAUGAAACAGGCAUCACUCCUCUGCCUUCCUAG
This is a messenger RNA of Acanthosepion pharaonis, 573 nucleotides long. The record is from the annotation of a GenBank genome assembly. Lineage: Eukaryota; Metazoa; Mollusca; Cephalopoda; Sepiida; Sepiidae.